This is a messenger RNA of Contarinia nasturtii (swede midge), 3857 nucleotides long. RefSeq names its product huntingtin-interacting protein 1 (gene Hip1). The transcript has 16 exons. Gene Ontology annotation, biological process: clathrin coat assembly; endocytosis; actin filament organization. Gene Ontology annotation, molecular function: phosphatidylinositol-3,4-bisphosphate binding; phosphatidylinositol-3,5-bisphosphate binding; actin filament binding. NCBI's taxonomy places the organism in Eukaryota, Metazoa, Arthropoda, Insecta, Diptera, Cecidomyiidae. Bases 340 to 3645 code for a protein of 1101 amino acids. Gene Ontology annotation, cellular component: actin cortical patch; clathrin-coated vesicle. The record is from RefSeq and is a predicted model, not a curated record.
GGCGAAAAAAAUUUCUCUUAUUUUGUAUCGCAUCACAGUAUUAUUAGAACAAUAUAAGAGGCAUUUUUUCACCGUAACGAUUCAUAUGUAAAUACUGAUUACUAACAAUCAAAUGAAUUAACAACAAAUUAAACUAAACUCACUCGUGCAUUAAAAAUGCAUCGCAUUUACCACAAUUUUUGCAACAAGCUCUCUCUCUCUCUUACGAACAAAAGAAGUGCAAAUCCUCUGAAGAGAAUCUUCCUAAUGAUAAAAUCAAACAUAUACACACUCAAGUAAUAUAAAAACAUACAUCUUUUUGUUGAGUUUAUAUAAAUAAAUAAAAAAAAAUAUUGUAAAAUGUCACUGAGCGAUAAGGAAUACUAUCAAUUGACAGUGAGCAUCAGUAAAGCGUUAAGCGGCACUGAGAUGCCAUUAAAAGUGAAACAUGCAAGAGUUGCGAUUAUUGGUACAUUUCACAGUCGUGGAGCACAUUCAUUUUGGGCUGUCGCUUUGCGCCAACCGUUGCAGGAAAAUAGAAUAACAGCCUGGAAAUUUUGUUAUUUAUUACACAAAGUAUUACGUGAAGGUCAUCCGUUGUCAUGUCAACAUUCUAUGCGACACAGAGGCAUGUUAACCGAGCUUGGAAAAUUAUGGGGACAUUUAAAUGACGGAUAUGGUGUCUGCAUUCGUCAUUACACCAAGUUAUUAGUGAACAAAUUGGAGUUUCAUGACCGAAAUCCACGGAUUCCACCAAAUUUAACAAUGAAACGUGGCGAAUUGGAUGUUAUAGGUGGUGGCGACAUUAAUUUUUACUUUCAAAUGGCCGUAGAAAUGUUUGACUACUUGGAUGACAUAAUUGCAUUAGAGGCAGCAAUUUUCAGUUCCAUUACAACAUUCCAUGUGAAUUCAAUGACAUCGGCUGGUCAAUGUCGGCUGUCACCACUAAUUCCCCUAAUUCAGGACUCAAGCCAACUGUAUGAUUUCUUAGUUAGAAUCAUGUUUAAAUUGCACUCAAACCUACCGAAUGAUGUGCUAGCAGGUCAUCGUGAUCGAUUUCGGACCAUAUUCACGCAGCUCAAAUCAUUUUACAAUCAAUCACGUAAUCUGCAGUAUUUUGUUAAUUUAAUAACGGUUCCAAAGCUGCCGGAAAAUGCGCCGAACUUUUCUUCGCAAGUGGAUUUUGGAGCAUAUACACCACCAGUUGUAGUUAUUCCUGAACCGGAACCAGAGCCUCUAGUUGACAUGAGUAUGCCCACAUUAUCGCUACCAUCACAUGAUGAUUCGCCACAAGAUCCACCUACGCCUACUGUUAACUUUGAACAAUUGAUUCGUGAACGGGAUGAAUUGAUUCUACAUUUACAAACCGAAGUCGAUCGAUUGGGAAAAAAUCUAAAAGCGGCCGCACUUCAUAAACGAGAUGAGCAUGCGCAAUAUGAAGAAACGAUUGCAUCUUUAAAUUCAGAACUGAGCGAUGCCCAUGAACAAUUGACCAAUAUGAGAUUUGUUAAGGAAGAACUAGAGUUGAAGGCUCAAUCGGUGGAAAAAACUCAAGUCGAGGAAGAAAAACUAAAGGCCAGCGAAGAAAAAUUCCAAAAACUAAAAGUAAUGUAUGCUCAAAUUCGUGAUGAACACGUGAAAUUGUUACGACAACAUGGUGAUGUAAGCAAACAAUUGGCGGGACAAACAAAAGUUGCUAGCGAUGCAACGAAAGAACGUGACGACUUAAGAAUUCAACUAGAAGAAACACUUUACAAGCAAAGCAAAUUGGAGGAAAGUGUUCAGCAAAGUUCAAAUGAUGUCAAAAGCGCAAAUGAUGACUUACAGCGUCGCAUAAUACAGUUGGAAAAUGAAAAUUCAGCCUUAUCUGCCAAAUAUGAUGAUUUAAAUGCGAACAAGUCUGCUGAAGUUGCCGAACUACGCGUCUUAUUGGAUCAAUAUGAAAGUGAAUUAAAAUCACUGAAAUCUUGGUCCAGCACAAUCAGCACGGAAAAAGAAGAAUUAGAUGAAAAGCAUAAAAAUAUCAUCACGGACAAUGCAAUGUUACUAGCCAAAAUUCAAGAGCUGCAAAAUUCAGUGCCCGAACUUGAGGUAAAAUGCGACAAUUUAGCUGAAAAAGAACAACAACUUCGUGAGGCGAUCGAAGAAUUAGAAGGUGCAAAAGCGGAAUUGAUCACAAAACAAAAUGAAUUGGUGAAGGAACGUGAUAAUUUAUUGACACGUUGUGAAGAAUUUACUCAAACAAUCUAUGAAUAUGAUGUUGAGAAAAUCACAAUGGCCGGAAAAAUGGAAGAAAUGCAAAAUAAACUUGAGUUAAUAAAUUUACAAUCAAAUCGCAUGCAAAAUGUAAAAGAUACAAUUGAAUGUGAUUUGCAUGAUUUACUUCUUGAACAGGAUGAAUAUAAUGAAAAAUUAUCGCAAACCAACAACACCAUUCAUACGUUGGAAGAAGCAUUAAAAAAUUCACGAAUCAGUGGCGAUGCACGCAUUCGAGCUCUGGUUGAGACAUGCAUCAAAUCAUCAGAGAAAAUGGUGACACGAGCUGCAGCUGAAACUGAUGUUGCCGUUGCAGCUGGAACAUCGGCUUAUUUUAUGCUUUUUAGCGAAGAACUGAUGGAACUUCUCAAUGAAUUAUCAAUGGCUCAUUCCAACUACGUAUCUGAUAGUUAUAAAAAUGUCGAGGCACUUGCACGUAAAUCCAUUUUAAUGGGUCAUUUAAUGGCUACGGUUUACAUUCAAGGCAAUAACAUCUGCAAGACAUCAGCCAACAUUGAACUUGGCGAGAGAAUCAUGGAUGAGAUUAAAAAAUGGAAUUCAACAUCGUUGGAACUAUUCUCUUCAUUGAUGUCGACACACGAAUCAAAAGAAGUGCAAAAUCGCAUUGAUGAGGUAAAGAAACGAUUAGAACAAAUCUCAACAAUGAUCCACGAAUUAAGUAAACAGUCUGAGAGCGGUGAAGAUAUUGGCGAAAUUAUUGAGCGCGAACUUAGUGGGAUGGACAAAGCUAUCGAAGAAGCUGCUUCAAGAAUUGAGGAAAUGUUAUCAAAAUCAAAAGCUUCGGAUUCGGGUAUAAAAUUGGAGGUAAAUGAGAAAAUACUCGACGCCUGCACUGCACUUAUGAAGGCAAUUCGAGAACUGGUGAAAAAAUCGCGCAUACUUCAAGCUGAAAUUGUUGGAUUGGGCAAGGGAACAGCAUCAGCAACCGAAUUCUAUAAACGUAAUCAUCAAUGGACGGAAGGAUUAAUAUCAGCUGCAAAAAAUGUUGCUCAAGGUGCUAAUUUCUUGGUGACGGCUGCCAAUAAAGCUGUCAGCGGAGAGGCAAAAAAUCAUUUAGACUUAAUAGUUGUGGCUCAAGAAAUAGCGGCAUCAACGGCACAGUUAGUAAUUGCAAGCCGAGUAAAGGCGCCAAAGGAAAGUCAAAAUUUGGUAGCGCUUGCGAUGUCAUCGCGUGAUGUAACCCAAGCAACUGGUGCGGUUGUUGCCACAGCCAAAGAUUGUGGCCAACGUUUGGAAGAAUCACAAGAUCUUGAUCUAACCAAAUUAACGGUGCAUCAAGCAAAAACGCUUGAAAUGGAAAUUCAAGUAAAAGUUUUAGAAUUGGAACAAGCCCUGCAAGUAGAACGCUCUCGUCUGGCUUCAUUCCGCCGAAAAAAUUAUCAUAAUUGAAAAGCGGUUACUUCUCUUAUAGAAAAUGAAAAGAACUCAAGAGAAAAUUCCAUUUAGAUUUGAAGUGCUUUUUAAUCAAAUAAAAAGAAGCUUUAAAUGGUGAUUUUUUAUACUGUGGAAACUGUUGAGAAUAUAUGUGUAUUAUUUUAUUUAAUUAUUUCUCCCAUUUGUGGAAUAACUUUUAUACCGUCUUGAAGUAAUUGAACAGUUAA